This is a messenger RNA of Falco peregrinus (peregrine falcon), 5050 nucleotides long. It is a transcript of the gene PSTPIP1, whose product is annotated as proline-serine-threonine phosphatase interacting protein 1. NCBI's taxonomy places the organism in Eukaryota, Metazoa, Chordata, Aves, Falconiformes, Falconidae. The transcript is spliced from 15 exons. Gene Ontology annotation, molecular function: actin filament binding. Gene Ontology annotation, biological process: actin filament polymerization. The record is from RefSeq and is a predicted model, not a curated record. Bases 2298 to 3422 code for a protein of 374 amino acids. Gene Ontology annotation, cellular component: actin filament; cytoplasm; plasma membrane.
AAAAAUAGGUUAAAAUACAGGAAUUCAAAAAUCUGUUAAAAUACAGCUUGGUUCUAGAAAUAGUUUAAAACUAAUCCUGUUUGGCAUUUAGUUUAGUAAAAACACAAAUUUGUCUCCAAGCAAAAAAGUACUGUUUGGUUGUCCCAAGUGUUUGAUUUUAGGCAGAAGGAUGCGUUGUAAAGGAUAUAGCCAGUCCACAUAAACCAAUUCCUGUGCUAGGUCCAGAGACCAUUUGUGAAAGGGACCUAAGAGCACUUGCUUGCAGCGAGUGUCCUCAGUCCUAGGAGUGGCUCCCCAGAGCAGGUGAACUCUUGCUAAUUACAGCCUGAUUCUCGUGUUUGUUUGUAGAGCAAAGUCAGCCGGGUGCUUGCAAGCUGCUAGGGCUGAGCCCCCUCCAGAGUCCAUGCCUGCCUCCAGGUGCAGAGGGGCAGGCACAAGGCAUGCAGCCACCCAGGGUACCGCACGGGCAGAAAGACCUCGUGCCCCUUGCCGUGCUAAGCCUGAACACUCACAACUGGCUUAAAACCAGUGAAUACUAAACCAAGUAGACAUGCGCUGUUCUUGUUAUUUGACUUCUGGUUGAAGAACCUCUUGGUGUCUUAUUUUCAAGCUCCUUCUCUGCAGUUACAAGGUAAAAAGACGCUAGUCAUUUCUCUGUCAAGGAUAACCUGAGGUUCUCUUGCGAUUGCUUCUUCAGUGGAGAUUUUAAGGAAAAAGACUCUCCCAACAACAAAAUUCUAACAUUACAAAGUUGGAUAAACAGGAUGUCACAUGGUUGUCUCUUGUUUGGGCAAGCAUUUUUCCACCAUCUAGGGCUGACUUAAAGAAAGACAUGAAGGCAUAUGAAUUCUUGCUGCUGUUUUUCUAUCAGGCCAACUAGAACAGCUCCUUCAUGGUCUAUUUGCUGCUUGUGCUUUCUUUCUAUACAGUUGCUCUUCACGAUAAUCCUUCUCUUGGUAUAAAAUAGAAGGACAGAUGCAAGAACACAUUUCAGUGAACCACCUUCCUCCCAGCACUUCCAGGAAGCCCUCCCCACCCCCACUCUACUACGAGAUUUGAAGAGUUUAAAAAAAAAUGUAAUAAGGAAAUGCAAAAGUUAAUUUUGAUGUCAACUCUAACUGUGCCUGACCACACCUACACAAGAUUAUCCGUGCCUCCUCUUUUAUACAGCUACUAACUGCAUACAGUUAAUAUAUAUAUAUAUAUAUAUACACAGUAUAUAUACAGCCUGAUGCACGGGGUAGGACACAACUGCAAGCCAGUGCUGCCCUGGGAGCUUCAGCUUUUGCAUUUCUGGACUUCCUUUGAAAACGUGCUGUCUGACUUUUAGAGCUGAUACAUUUGGUAUAUUUACUUUUCAAGGUCUUGGUCUUUAGGGAGGAUGAAUCAGGCAUACUCCAUGGAGUGGAGUAGGGUUUGGGUGAUUAACACCAGUUGACAAUCCGGCCAGGCCAGUUCUUCAUGGCUCUUCUUCCCUAAACUUUUUUUCUGUGCUUAGUCACAUUACCACAACUAUAAUCCUUGCUUAGUUUUGAUGCUAACACCUUCCUUAAAGAAAAACAUCUUUGUUUUUAAUGUUGUUUGGCUGGAAACAUUGUAUCACCAAGCUUGAUUAAGAGGGCAGAAAUAAACGUGGUUGCAGGAUGGUAGUUUUAGCUAUGCAAUAAGUCUUUUAAAAUGAAAACUUACAGGAUAUUGUACAAUGCAGCAAAACCAUACAGCUUGACUCUGAAAUCACAAGAUCAGCAAUUACUUUUGCGUUCAUAAGGUUCUGUUAUGCUGAUUAGUGAGAGGGAAAUGUAUUUGUGCGGUUUGCUUCAGCGAGCAAUUAUCUCCUUUAUUUGAUUUGUACUGUGAACGGAAACUGUCUUUAUGAUUAAGAACCAAAAAGUGUAUUUGCACCAUAGCAGAUCACUCAAUACAGAUCCCUGAUCUCUAAGACCUGCCUAAGGACACUGCUGCACCCCGUCUCUGUAAUUCACCCUGACAACGUAGACCUGAGCAACAACUCCCUGCUCUUAUCAUCAGUAAACAUUUGGGUACACAGAAGUUUCUUUAGUACCUAUUGCAAUGUAAGAUAUGUCAAGUAACCCUAAAAGCAGCAGAUCUUCCCCAACUAGCAAAGAAAGAGCUCUGUUCAUUCCUCCCCAGAGCUUCUCAAAAGUUCCUCAAACUUUGUAAGAACAUGGUGUGCUGUCUUUCAGGAAAAUGCAAAUGGUUCCUCAUAACAGUGCAAGGAGUUCACCUUUCACACUGGCUAUGAGGUGCUCAUACAGCGGCUGUUGGAUGGGAGAAGGAUGUGCAAAGAUGUGGAGGAUUUGCUCAAGCAGAGAGCACAAGCGGAAGAGAGAUAUGGGAGAGAGCUGAUUCAAAUAGCCCGAAAAGCAGGAGGACAAACAGAAAUCAACACACUGAAGGCAGCAUUUGAAAGGCUCAAGCAACAAAUCGAAAGUGUUGGAAACUCUCAUAUCCAGCUGGCAGUAAUGCUGAAGGAUGAACUGAAAGGCAUAGAGGAGUUCCGAGAAAGACAGAAGGAGCAAAGAAAAAAGUACGAGUCUGCAAUGGAGCGCAUGCAAAAGAACAAACUGUCCCAUUAUAAGAAAACGAUGGAGUCAAAGAAGACCUAUGAACAGAAGUGCAAGGAGGCGGAUGAGGCCGAGCAGUCCUUUGAACGGACAAGUGCUUCAGGCAACCAAAAGCAAACAGAAAAGAGCCAGAACAAAGCCAAGCAAUGCAGAGGCGCAGCAAAUGAAGCAGAGAAUGUGUACAAACAGAACAUUGAGCAGCUGGAUAAGGUCAGGACAGAGUGGGAACAGGAACACAUCAAAACCUGCGAGGUCUUCCAGCUCCAGGAGUGUGACCGCAUCACCGUCCUCCGCAACUCGCUGUGGGUUCACUGCAACCAGCUCUCCAUGCAGUGUGUGAAGGACGAUGAGCUAUAUGAAGAGGUUCGGGUAAGCUUGGAGAACUGCAUUGUAGAGUCAGACAUAGACUACUUCAUUAAGACCAAAAUGACGGGAACACAACCUCCAGAUGCGAUAGGAUAUGAAAACUAUUACAGCAGAGAACUAAACAGAAGCAACAGCAGCCCAACCCAGUCUUGUGGCAUGAUGAAGAGAUUCUCAGGACUACUGCAUGGAAGCAGUAAAAAUAACAUGGAGAUUGCCAGUCCUUCAGCCCCUCCUCUUGGAGAGAAAACAGACAGAGUCUAUGCAUCCAUUUUUGUAAAUGAACAAGCUGGAAUCACAUCAUCACAGGACUACAGAGUACUUUAUGACUACACAGCUCAGAAUGUGGAUGAACUGGACAUCACUGAAGGAGACAUUGUAGUUGUCAUUGAAGAAAACGAGGAUGGCUGGUGGACAGCCGAAAGGAAUGGGCAGCGAGGCUUUGUGCCAGGGUCUUAUCUUGAAAAGCUUUGAUGAAAAGAAGCCCCAGUCAUUAGACUGGAAAAUAUUCUAUUACCGAAAACAAACAACACACAAGGUCUGCUUCAGCUGACCAAGGGCAACCCAUAAUACUAUUUUCUGCAACUACAAGUCAGGAAAUAACCAACUGACCAUGCCUCCCUCUUCCUUACUCCUGCCCCAUCCCAGAACCUCCUGGCCUACACUGUCUGCAAAAACCGUCUUCACCUCAGAGAGAUUAGGACUUGCAUUUCUUACCACAGUUCUUCCUGCCCUCGGCACACUGUGCUGCCAUCAGUGUCACAAAGCUUGGCCAAUCUGGGAGGAAAAUCCGGCCCAGAACUUAACCGCACUAAAGGAAAAAGAUGAAGGAAACAAGUGCUGUUUCUCCAGGAUGGAGGAACACCUCCAGCCAGCCUGUGAGCCACCCUCGUGGUCACAGCAGCCAUAUUCUUGCCAUGGAUCCCCUCCUCUCCCUGCACAGCCCAUGCACGCAUUUUUGACAGUGAGGUGGAAAGCACACACAGAAAGCAUAUAGUUUUGAUGUUGCAGGCUCUUAGCUGUACAAAGCAAGGAAGAAGCUCUCUUAAGUUCCUUUUAACAGCCCCCUUUCUAGCUACCCCCUUACAGCAUGGGAGUAACCUGAGAGAAAUAUGGGGAACCCUCCACUGUUCUUUGUCAGUCAGAUGAAAAUACAAAAACAAGGAAUGCAGAGGGAGAGGAGAACCUGAAGGACUGAGACACAUCACUAGUAAGAAAACAUAAGGCACUUCCCAUCACAGCCAUCUCCUAACAGAAUGAAACCCAUGCUACCCAUGGCUCUGCUUUGCACUGGAUUCUGGGGCAGCAAAAUAAGGACAGAUGGUGAGCCAAAGGCUUGCUUGGUCAGAUGGUUCCCCUGACACCUCACUGGGCUCUCUCAUGUUUAAAAACCAACAAACCCAACAAAUAAGCAAAACCUCCAGCAGUGCUGCACUGCCCUGAUCCCCCUCCUCCGAACACCACAGAGAAGUGCCCGUUACCUCCUCAUGCGAUCUCCAUACCCAUGUCAUCGAUGCAUUCUCCUUUCAACUCCUCUGUCCAUCUGGCUGAUCCUCUCCUUCUCUUCUGCCCACAGGCUUUUCUGUCUCUAACUGCUAUCUACAGCCUCUGCACCUCUGGGGUGUCCUGGUUCCUUUCCAGACACUUUUAAUGUCCUUGUUUUUAACAAACCAACCCUCUUCAGAGAAGUCGCACUGUGCAGGUUCACUUUAUUUCAGAUUUCAGCUCUAUCAGUCUUUCUAGUUUAGUAUUUAAGAACGUUCCCAACUGCCACUGUACUUAUCAAGGGAUCAAUAGAUACUUUCUGCCACUACUCCCUUUUCAAUAUUUUGAGACGGUUAAAAAAAAAAAUAAAAAAAAAAAUCAGUGAUUUGAUCUGAAGCACAGCAUGCUAUUUCUGGGGGCAGAAUGACCUUGUUUGCCAAGGUUUCAACUCUUAAAACUGAACCAACUCAAUGAAAAUGAAUCAAAUUGCUACCCACAAGGCACAGACAGGGAGACACUGUUAGCUAAGACCCAGCAGGAAAGACGAAGAGAAAUCUAGACUGAAGAAAAAGCCAAAAUGGUCAACACAAUUACUCCUUAAACGAAACAGAAGGAAG